AUGAUGCAAGCUGGGGCUAUAGUGGGACCGAUUGACAGAUCUGUACUUGCCAAGUCGAUGGCACCUAGGGCUACAUUGAACGAUGUUCAUGAUCUUAAUGUUCCAUAUGAAGGGCCGGAAGAGUAUGAAACUUACAAUGCUAAUUUACUUUUCCCUCUGCAUAUAGAAGUUAGAACUUUGUUGCUUUCAGAUUCACCUAGGGUAGAUGAGUAUAUAAAGAAUCUCCGAAUGAGUAUACAUUUCCUAGUCAUAAUUGGGUAUCCUAGUUAUACGAAAGAGAACAGCUUUGUUGAGAACACCAUUUCAGACUCCAAUGCAAACACCUUUGCCUAUUCAAACACCAUUACCAUGAACAGCUCUAACAUGUUUACCAGGGACCAUGGACAAUCACAAUAUACCUACAAGAGCUGGAGGGUAUUGAUGGAUCUCAAAAUGAGGGCGUCAUCUCAACUGCUUGUGGUUCGGACUCAUCUCCCUCAAGCUCUUGUUGUUCCAGAUUUCCUUCUUGCAGUUGGUGAGUUCUUUUGUCCCAUCUUUGGGAGCCAUAACUGGAAAAGAGGAAGUCAUGGAUCCUAA
Messenger RNA from Lactuca saligna, 576 nucleotides. NCBI's taxonomy places the organism in Eukaryota, Viridiplantae, Streptophyta, Magnoliopsida, Asterales, Asteraceae. The record is from the annotation of a GenBank genome assembly.